Messenger RNA from Eruca vesicaria subsp. sativa (arugula), 576 nucleotides. Lineage: Eukaryota; Viridiplantae; Streptophyta; Magnoliopsida; Brassicales; Brassicaceae. The record is from the annotation of a GenBank genome assembly.
AUGAACCAAACCGAAAGCUCUGCCAACGACAAUAACCCCAAACCGGCCAUAACCGGAGAAACAUCCGCCAUACCGGAGUGGAUAACCGAGACAAUCAACGGUGGAUCACUCCCCCACGUCGACCUCCAUACCGGAGUCAACGGCUGGGCUACACCUCCAAGCAACGUCUUCCCUCUUCGCUCCAUAAACUACUUCCCCAACAAACAAAAAUCCCCAGGAGGAGACUACCUCCUCUCUCCCACCGGCGUUGACUUACUCAAAUCCACCACAAAACUCAACAACCUCCUCUCUCGUCCCGACAACCGCAUCAGAAAAGCCCAAUCCCUAAACACCUUCAUCUUCGCAAUAAACUUCCAGAUCACAGGCAAGGAACACCACAGCUUAGCCUUCUACUUCUCCACAGACCAACCAAUCCCUUCCGUACUAAAACGUUUCAUCGAAGGAGACGACACGUUCCGUAACCAGAGACUCAAAAGUAGUAAACCAAGUCGUGAAAGGGCCGUGGAUAGUCAAAGCCGCGACGGGGCAGUUCGGAGCGUUCCUUGUCGGGAAAGCUGUGACGUGUACUUACCAUAG